Nerophis ophidion (straightnose pipefish) is the source of this 6450-nucleotide messenger RNA. RefSeq names its product E3 ubiquitin-protein ligase pellino homolog 2. Lineage: Eukaryota; Metazoa; Chordata; Actinopteri; Syngnathiformes; Syngnathidae. Gene Ontology annotation, biological process: regulation of Toll signaling pathway; protein polyubiquitination. The record is from RefSeq and is a predicted model, not a curated record. Bases 190 to 1476 code for a protein of 428 amino acids. The transcript is spliced from 8 exons. Gene Ontology annotation, molecular function: ubiquitin protein ligase activity; protein binding.
CCGCCUCCCGCUAUUGAACAGAUUUCCUUGCUACGAGCUAGCCGCACACUGGAUAUAAAAAAAAACACGACCAAAAGAUGCUCCUUCGCCGGAUCAAAAGUGUCCAACAAAUAACUACAGCAAGUCAGGGGAAACCUUGUCCAACUGUGUCCAAACUUCAUUAGUACCUAAUUGCUGGAGUAAUUGCUGAUGAAUUCCCCGAAAAAGGACGGAGAUGAUGAUGUGCCCGUUAAAGACUCGAUAAAAUACGGCGAACUGGUCAUUUUGGGGUACAAUGGCUCUCUUCCCACUGGCGACCGCGGCCGCCGAAAGAGCCGCUUUGCCCUGUACCGACGGGCCAAGGCCAAUGGCGUCAGACCCAGUGCCGUGCACAUCCUCAACACGCCGCAGGACAGCAAGGCGGUUCACAGCAGGGGGCAACACAGCAUCUCUUUCACACUGUCCCGCAAUCAGACUGUGGUGGUGGAGUAUUGCCAUGACAACAACACUGACAUGUUCCAGAUCGGACGCUCUACAGAAAGUCCCAUCGACUUCGUAGUAACGGACACAUCUGGUGGAUCCAAGGAGGGCGAGGACCCCUCCAUCGCCCCCAGCACCAUCUCACGUUUUGCGUGCAGGGUGGUGUGUGAGCGCCACCCGCCGUACACGGCGCGCAUCUAUGCUGCUGGCUUUGACUCCUCCAAAAACAUCUUCUUGGGGGAGAAGGCCACCAAGUGGAAGAAUCCCGAUGGACACAUGGAUGGCCUGACCACCAACGGGGUGCUGGUUAUGCAUCCGGAAGGCUUCCCUGAGGACCCCAAGCAGGGGCUGUGGCGGGAAAUCUCGGUCUGUGGCGACGUCUACGCCUUACGGGAGACACGCUCUGGACCCAGCAGGGGCAAACUUGCGGAAGGGGAGAGCAGUGCGCUACGGGACGGUUCGUUGGUAGAUCUGUGCGGUGCCACACUGCUGUGGCGCACGGGCGAGGGCCUCAUGCGCGCUCCCACCUUACGCCACCUGGAGGCGCUUCGCCAGGAGUUGAAUGCCUCUCGGCCUCAGUGUCCUGUCGGCCUCAGCACACUGGCCUUUCCCAGCCUGCCCCGCAGCCACAGCCUCGAAGAACGUCAGCCCUGGGUCUACCUCACCUGCGGCCACGUCCACGGACGCCAUGACUGGGGUCAAAGAUCUGAGGGCGAGGAGGAGCCAGGCGAGGGCGAUGGCUCCACCGUGCGCCGAGAGUGCCCGCUGUGCCGGAGUGUGGGCCCCUACGUGCCACUGUGGCUGGGCUGCGAGCCAGCUGUGUAUGUAGAUGCCGGCGCCCCCACUUAUGCUUUUGUGCCGUGCGGCCACGUUUGCUCGGAGAGGACAACCAGGUACUGGGCGGACACCCCGCUGCCUCACGGGACGCACGCCUUCAGGCCCGUGUGUCCCUUUUGCUCCUCUGCCCUCAGCUCGCCAGGAUGGACACGGCUCAUCUUCCAGGGCCCCAUCGACUAACAAAACCAACACAAAGAAGAUUUGCCGGAUCCUUUCCUUGCGUAUUGACAAACACAGUUUUGUAGCGUAUGCAACUCCUGGCUUUAUUUCUCCUUUGAGCUUGUUGAUGGAUUGAGGAUCUGAAGACGAGGUGACGAAAUGAAUUGUGACAGAGAAAUCAAUAAGGCCAUUGAUUUCCUCUGAACUUCAUGUUAGUCUAAUGUCCAUUCCAUUAAAUCAGCCUAUUCACAAAGUACAGAUUCAGCAUUCGCGCCCCAGCAAGUUCGCUGAUUUUUUUCCCCCCCAAAUUUAAUGAUUGUAUUUCCAGAAAUAAGUUGUUUUUUUGGGGGGGGGGUUGCCAAAAAACAUCUCAUUCACCAGAAGUUUGUAACUUAUUACACGCAAUAGUAAAGCAUAAUAAUACAACAUGCAUGUACAGUCAUCCCUCGUUUAUCCCGGCUAAUUGUUUCCAGGCUUGACCAUUGUAAUGAAAUGUCCACAAAGUAGGAUUAUCAUUAAUAAAUCAAAUAUUUUCUUAGUUAGAGCAUAUAAAACUGUUUACGACUUCUUAAAAAAAUUUUUUAAACAUAAUUAGAGCCCUCAAAGCAUGAAAUAUCAUUCAUAUAGUCACCUUAACUCUCGUUUUACCCAAUAUAGUAGCCUUGAGUGUGUUCUACUGUAGAUUAAAUAUACUCAUUCACUGGAUCCUCGAAGCAUCAUUUUUGUAGCCGUCGCCUGACCAAUACAACACGACCAUGGCGUAGAAACUGGGUUUCCAUGUGCUGAGACCAUGGGCGUAAAUUGUUCUGUGAAAACUUGGUCAACUAAGAGUUGCAGCUACGACCAUUAGCCCUAUUGUUAGCAUUUUGUGUUGUUAGCAUUGCGUGUCCUGCGUUGUGUUGUUAUUCCAGUGUAUCAACAGAGUUCCUCUACACUUAGCAUUGCCCGACAGCUGCUGAUAGCAGUCUUGUGAACAUUAAGUGGCACGUCGAUACUGGUAUGUCUCGCGUCUCGUCUUUUAAAACAGCUCACGCUAAAGUCUAACCAAUGUGAAACAAUGUGAUUGAUGAGACAGGUGUCUAAGAUAAAGUUCCUCAAAAUGUUGUUCUGCCAAAAUUUGCUCAACUUGAUUGUCACGGUAAAGAGAGCGCCAAGAUUAGUUGCCAUGUUGUUAGCAUAAUUCACCCUUAACCCAGAAACCUAAGUCCCUCUUGGUGAAUAUCUUAAUCAAUUGUCACAACAUUCAUCCAUCCAUUUUCUACGGCUUAUUCCCUUUGGGGUCGCGGGGGGCGCUGGUGCCCGGAGUACCCGGAGGGAACCCAUGUAGUCACGGGGAGAACAUGCAAACUCCACACAGAAAGAUCCCGAGCCCGGGAUUGAACCCAGGACUACUCAGGACCUUCGUAUUGUGAGGCAGAUACACUAACCCCCAAACCACCAUGCUGCACUUGUCACAAUAUAAUAACAGAAAAUAACACACAUAAUGUAAUACAUAUUAGACUUAAUUCAACAUUUAAUUUAGGCCAAAAAUAUGUAGAAUGUUGUUAUAUUUAAAAAAAACAUUUGCGAUGAAGUUACAUCGCAAUAAUUGAAGCGCGAUGUGGCGAGGGACGACUGUACGAUGAAACAAUGUGACGUCAGUGCAAGAAGCCGAAAACAUCACCUUUGACCGUUAGUUUUGUUGCAUUGAGGUGAACUCAGGUUCUUAUAUGAUCCUAAGUAGGCAGUGUGGAUUAUGUAGAUGCAGCUGAUGAGAAAGGCCUUCUACAACGGCUAGCAGGGACAACCAAGUGGCCUGCAGAGCAGUGGAGCCAUGUACCAACGCCAGCUGCUUUAAAGGGAGAUGUACAGUAGGCGGUGGUUGUUGCGCGAGCCUGGCGCCCAGGCUAGAUUGUUACUCCGAUUCCAUCUGUUCUAUCAAACAUCUUUCAUUAUCAUUAAUAAUUACCUAUCCAUUUUAUCAUUUACAUUUUUUUAGGCAUAUUUGGGGUUCAAACAUGGAUUGCUUGAAUUUAGCUUGUUAACUUCUUUUAAGGCAAGAAAACAACAUUAGUUAAAUGAAAACGAGAAGGCUUAUUGAAGCUGGAUAUGAUCUAAUAAUUACAGCACUCGCUUUUAUUGCAAAUAUUAAUCUGAAUUAGAGGGUCAAUCUCAAGCUUGUGGGAAGGUUUAGAUGGGGGAGUGUAAGCAAGGAAUAGCAUAGGGUGGCUCAGGGUAUCAUACAUAAUUAUUUGGGUCAAAAAUAUGAGUUUUUUUGUGGGCAUUUCAAUUCCUUGCAUUAAUUUGCUAAUUGCGAAUGUUCUCGGAACAUAACCACACAAAUUGCAGCGAUGUAUUGUACAGUAGGACUUCACCUUUGCAGAAAGCAGAUCCCAGAUCCCAACCCCAUCAUCAAGCCAAAGGAGUGUAAAUAAGGUUUUGGGAGACUAGGUAAGAUCCACUUCACACAACUCUCCGAAAUAACAGCAAUAACAGCACUCACUGGUUUGUAUAAGCUAAGAACUUACGCUCGCUUUUAUGGCCAGCGGACAUCGCCUCAAAUACAGUUCUGGCGUUUUGGGGGUCAACUAGAGGCGUGUUCUGUUGUCGACAACCUUAUGAUGGAACCAAAGUGUUAAAAGCUUAUUUACCGGUAGUAGACGGAACACCAGACGGCCAAUAAAACUGAUAACACUAAAUAUUUCAAAAUGGUUCUCAAUGUUUUUUAAAACGGUUGUAUGUGAAACCGGUGGACACAUGAAUUAAGUGUUCAGUUUUGGCACGUGUGAAAUUAACCAAUUAAAAAAUACUAUUUUAUUAUUCCUUUUAGAUGGCGGAAAACUUGAGGGAUUAGAGAAAAUAAUCAAGUUAUCUGAAAUUGACAGAAUUCUUGUAUUGAAUAAUUAAUCAAUUAUUAGUCUAUAUAGAUUCUUGCAUAAACCUCAUUAGUAGGCAGCAUUAACUCGUUAACACACUUCUGGUUGCCCCCUUAAUAUGCUUGUAGGUUUCUUAAGGUGUGUCAGUGUGUUGGUGGCGUGUCCAAAGGUUAGAUCUUGCGUAACCUCAAAAAAUAACCUCAUUUUUUUCCCUUCUAGUUUGAACGUGUAUGUACGUGUCGAAGAAAAACAUAUUUUGUUAGAAAUGUGGAGUAAGGGUGUUCAGUAUUUAAAAGAUAUAUGACUAUUUUUCUAACUGAUUUAGUUGUUUAACUUCAGUGAAAGUUGUCCAGUAUGUUCUGGGGAUGUCAGGAGAGCCCGCAAGUGUAUAACAGAAUUGUUGCCAACAAUAUGUUCGCCACACACAAACACCAAAACACAACACAACACAUUGAGUUUGUGUACACAGUGCUACCGUAGAACAAUGAAUGUAGCCAACCACGCGGGCUGCGUGUCCUAGCCUCUCCCUGGUGCUCAUAUUGAAUGGUCUUUAUAUUGUGAAACUAUUUUUGUAACUGAAUAUUGCGAUGUAGCCCUGGUGACGACCUAGCUUGAACAUAAUAACGUCGUAUGGAAGAUGUAGAGUGGAUAUGCUACACGCUCACUCGCUUGCAUGUACACCCACACACACACACAAACACACACACUCUCAAAUGCGUUCCAGCCUUCUUAAUUCAGAGUGUUUGAUGAUGUCUUCCGAGUCUUUUGCUGUUCAACAUGCAACAUUGUAUGGAAAAAAGAGAAAAAUCCUCAUACUUGACAGACCCACGUUGUACUGUAAUGCCAAUAUUUGCCACCAAAUGCUGCAGAUAAGAAAAAAAAUCCUGCCAAUAUUCUCAUUCUUUCAGGUCAUUGUAUUUUCAAGGACACUUCCGGUGGUCUUAGAAGUUGUUUGGCCUCUGAUCCGAACAUACUUCAUCAGUCAAAGACUAGAACGGACAGCUCUUGUCUGAGGGGAUGGCGUAGGACCCAAGUAUUUAUUCUCUAAGGCAAUUGCAUGCCCCAACAAAAAUUGUUUCAUUAUUUUGUCAUGCACGACAGUAAGAGAGAAUAGCGUGGCCUUAACCAGCCAACCACUGGUGGACUCGCAGGCUAAACGUGGCUGUGCUGUGUUUUUUGUGAGGCUAAGAUAUUGAAUCUUUCUUCUAACAGCUGUUGUUUUGCAUUCCACAAGAUUGAAACCGUCCUUUUUGAAAUGUGCCACUACUUUAGAGGAUCAAUGCUCGGUCCUACAACAUCCCCUCAGAUUGGUUAUAUUCUGUUGUCCUUGAGCAGGGACUGAAUUGAAGCCUACUCUGAUGAAAGACAAUACGUCUUCUAAAACAACUUAAACAGUUGUGUUGGCGAUCGAUUCAAUGCCCUGAGAAUAGGAGGAAAUCAGCCUACGUCAGCAUAUUUUAUUGUAAUUUUUUGUAUGCAUUCCUCAUUUGUAAUGUUUAGUUACAGUUCCGUUACCACUUUUUGCAUUGCUUUUUACAACAAUUUAAUGUCUCCAAACUCUCUUGUGGUUUUGGUGGUUCUUGUAACGAGGGAUGGGUUAAUUUCUACAAAACAUCAAGAGCAUUUAUCUUGUGGUUAUAGAAGGUUAGCAGGGGAAAGUGUUGUCUUGUACGGAAAUAAAGGAUGAAACUUUACGCAGCCUGCCAAAAUACAUGACUAUUACAUGUUGGCAUGUGGAUGGAAGAACUGUUGGAGCACCUCUUUUUAGUUUUGUUUUGCCUUAUCUUAUUUCAUAGUUGACCAUAUACAUUUUCAACUCUAUAGUUUUUUCAAUGAUUUUUAGCCUAUAUUAGAUCCAUAUCCAGUAUUAUUUCCUUUUAAAUGUUUGGUUUGCUAUGACUUUUUAACAAUUAUUUUCCAAUCUUAAACCUCAACUUCUUCUUAUAUAAAGUAUGAGCUCUGUAGGUGAGUGAGUAGCCGACACGUAUUAUACACCACCUCGCACGGUCAAUUAUGCAUUUGAUAACAAAGCGUUAUUUGUACAGCUGUUUUAUAUUAUUUUACCAUGAUAAUCCUCUGUAACCUGAACGGUGCACAGACAAUCGCUAUACACAUGUCAAUAAAGCUGUGAUAAAGUGCC